AAAGUAAAGAGGAAACAAGGGGAACGAGUUUGGGUGUUUAGACCGGAGAGGAGGACGUGGUUGUGUUGUUUUGUUUUUGUUUUUGUUUCCUUCCACUCUUUCUUCUUCAUUUCCUCUUUCUUUCUUUCCUUCUCCGUUUUUUCUCGAACCCUUCUACAAAAGUUGAGACUUUUUCUUUGGGGUUCUUUAACAAAAUUUCUCUAGAGGAAUCCAAAGAAGGAAGAAGAGAUUUGAAAAAUAUUGUUUCUUGGGUUUUCAAGAAAUAGUGUAGAGACAUUUUAAAGAACCAAGAGAUUUGAGGGUUGAAGGAUUGAGAGAGACAUGGAUGAAACAAUGGCAGCUAGGUAUUGGUGUCACAUGUGUUCACAAAUGGUGAAUCCAAUAAUGGAAUCUGAGAUCAAAUGUCCCUUUUGUCAAAGCGGUUUCAUUGAAGAAAUGAGCGGUAAUGGCAAUGGAGGUGGUGGUGGUGGCAGAGGUAUAAGAGAUGUCCAGGAUUCAGAAACAGAUUUUGGAACAGACCGUGCUUUGUCUCUAUGGGCUCCUAUCUUGCUUGGAAUGAUGAGUAGUCCUCGGAGACGAAGAAGGUUCAGGAGAUCAGAGUUUGGUGAAGAUACUGAUGAUAAUGGUGGUGAUGAGUUGAACAAUGUUGAUGGGAAUAUCAGUAAUGUGUAUCGUCAUCAUCGAGCUAGGCGACAUGGUGGAGAGAUUGAUUUGGAUAGAGAGUUUGAAUCUAUCUUGAGGAGAAGACGAAGAAGCUCCGGGAAUAUAUUGCAGUUGCUUCAAGGGAUACGUGCUGGGAUUGCUUCUGAGUAUGAAAGCUCUGAUAACAAUUGGGAGAGUUCUGGAGAGAGGGAUGGGAACAUCAACAAUAGAGUUAUAAUGAUCAAUCCGUAUAACCAAUCAGUCGUUGUUCAGGGGUCUUCGGAUCGGACUCAGAACCAUCCUUCAUUGACUUCACUUGGAGAUUACUUCAUUGGACCUGGACUAGAUCUUUUGCUUCAGCAUUUGGCUGAGAAUGAUCCUAAUAGGCAAGGGACUCCACCUGCUCGUAAAGAAGCGGUUGAAGCUUUACCAACGGUUAAGAUAAUGGAACCGUUGCAGUGUUCUGUUUGUUUGGAUGAUUUUGAGAAAGGAACAGAAGCUAAAGAGUUGCCGUGUAAGCAUAAGUUUCAUAUCCGCUGUAUUGUUCCCUGGCUUGAGCUUCACAGUUCUUGUCCCGUGUGUCGUUUCGAGCUUCCUUCUACUGCUGAUGAUGAUGAUGAGACAAAGACUGAUUCCGAGAGACCGCCUAGAACAAGAAUUGUUCGGGAAACCAAUAACAGAAACGUUGUUGAGAAUGUUGGAAAUGCGGAACGAGGAAGAGAGGACGAUGCGAGGAGUGGAAAUGGAAGACGGUUUUCGUUUCCAUGGCCGUUCAGUGGAUUGUUCUCGUCUUCUUCUUCUUCGUCGUCUUCUUCAUCCUCUGGAUCACAAUCUGGUGAGAACAAUUUCUACUCAAGAUCAUCUGGUUCUUCUCGUUGAAAACAAAACAUCCAAAACCUGAAAAUGUUGGGUUUUGUUAUUGUUCUUGUUCUUCUUCAUUGUUCUCUCAAGUUUCUCAUUUUCUAGCUCUUAAAUUUGUUAUGUACUCUGCAUUUCAUUCUCUGCUUUUCUUAUGUACAUAAAAAAUGAUGUUCUUUCACUCAGACUGUUGGAACAAAACAAAUCCAUUGUUGUUGUACAGAGAUGAUCAAAUUCAGUUUGUGUGUUUCCAUUGUUUUUGCUUUCAA
Molecule: messenger RNA, 1769 nt
Organism: Capsella rubella
Lineage: Eukaryota; Viridiplantae; Streptophyta; Magnoliopsida; Brassicales; Brassicaceae
Product: E3 ubiquitin-protein ligase SIRP1
Exons: 2
Coding region: 322-1521 (399 amino acids)
Biological process (GO): protein ubiquitination
Cellular component (GO): cytoplasm
Molecular function (GO): ubiquitin protein ligase activity
Source: RefSeq, a predicted model, not a curated record